Messenger RNA from Linum trigynum, 498 nucleotides. The record is from the annotation of a GenBank genome assembly. NCBI's taxonomy places the organism in Eukaryota, Viridiplantae, Streptophyta, Magnoliopsida, Malpighiales, Linaceae.
AUGUCGGGAAGGAGAUUCGGCCAAAGCACUUGUGACUCUAAUUCUUCCAACUCUCGAAUCGUGAAGUGUGGGCAUAAUAUACCAGCAAAGUCUUAUGUUUCAGGGACAGAACUCAAUCCGGGGAGGGGAUUCUACUGUUGCCCAUAUUGGAAGGAGCCUUCAAAAAAUUGUCUAUUCUGGCGUUGGGUGGAUCAACGUAAUGAUGAAGAGGAAACACCUAGCUCCAAUGUGAUCGUGGCAGAUGAUGAAGACAUUAGGAUGAAGUAUGCUUCGAUGGAGAUUCAUGUUACGAGCUUGAAGGAGAGCUUGAAACUUGCUGAAGAGAAAGCUGAGCGAAGGAAGCAUGCUAAAAAAUGUUUGUUUGAUGAUUUAGUUAGCAUUAGGGAGGAAAACACUAGGCUGGUAGGGGAACUGAAGUUGGCCAAUGCUCGAUUCUUGUUUGUUUUGUUCCUUUUCGUUGGACUGCUUGUAGGCAUUGCCAUUGCAGGACUGAAAUGA